AGGAAGAUUCUAGGCCAAAGCUGACGCCCAUUGGUCAACGCCAUUCGGCAGUCAGCCAUCGCACUGAAAUCUUGUUCAAACUUGGCCAAGCGCCGCAGAGACUGUUGAAGCGUGCAAUGAAUAAAACUCGUUGUACAUAGUUUACAUACCUCCUAUCAGCUAUAAGCUGGCGCCAGCUGCAACUCGACCGCACUCACGGCGCUAGCGUGCUGCUUGCUCACUUUGCCACUCAGGAUGCGCUACAUUUGACAGUCAGUCAUUACUUGUAGAUUCCAGUCAUAGCGCUCAUGUCUUCUGACGACCCCGAGCCAUGUGGAAGCCCGACCGCUGGGGGCAUUGGCGCGGGCUUUAGGAGCUUCAUCAAUCCGGCAGCUGGACUGUCGGUUUCAUGCUCUAUCGGCCAAUUUGCGGCCUUCAAGGGCCAGCUGGCCACGCCGGGUGGCGCGGCCGAAUAUUUGACACCAUAUAGCAACAAAACAUUUGACGGGCCACAGCCUACCAGCGACAGCGCUGCCUUCUUCACCCCGAUGGGCACCACAAUGCAGUCCAGUGGCAAGUCUCGGGCCGUGCAUGGCACCGACGUCGCAAAGCAAGUCAAGGUGUUUGCGCUCGCCGAUGAUGGAAGCCGACCACACAGUCGCCACACCUCCGCCGGCUCCGCCGCUGGCGAGCCCGCGCCCGCGGCGCAAGCGCCCCCACAGCGCCCUCCAGUCCAGCCCAUCGCCGCCGCAGCUGCGGGUGACGCCCCGCUUCUGCAGUCGGUGCGGGAGCUGGCCUCUCCCACCGCCUCCUCCUCAGCGAUCCCCACCACCGCCGGCGCGGCUGUUGACCCCAUGGAGGACGUUGAGAUGACUGACGCCACCCCCUCCCGGCCAUCGCCGCUGCCCAAGCCGGACGGUUUCCAGGUGGCCAGUGAGGGCGGGGUGGUGAGCGAGCGGAACGUCAUCCUGGACUUCGGGCUCACUAGCGUUGUCGGUGACAGCUCUUCAGCCGCCCCCAGCAAGACCAGCAGCCGCCGCGGGGACGCCGCGCUCGCCGCCACAGCUGCAGCGCCAUCAGCCGCAGCCGUUUCCGGGAUCGCUGCCUCCGCGGCGGAGGGCGAGCGCCCCACCCCCAUCCAGUCCUGGUCGUCUGGCUCGUCGCUGGCCCCCGGAGCCUCAACCAGCGCUGCAGGCUCCGGUGCGGUAGCCGCUGGCGCUGCCUCGGUCGCCUCUGGGGCGGGUGUGACACAUGCCCCGGCACCGGCGCACUCAGCCGGCGUCAGCGUGGCGUCCUCGCGAGCUGCUGCCGGGGCCGGGGCCAGCGCUGUGGAGCCCUCCACGCCCAUCUCGGGCCUGCCGUCGCAGGGUGCCGGCGCGCCCGCCUUAUCUGCCACUCACAGCGAGGCCCGCUCGGGUGUCAGUGCCGCCGCAGUGCCGGCUGCAAGUGUGGAGGCGGCGGCGAGCGGGUCACGUCGCAGCGGCGCUCCGUCCUUCAUCACCCAGGAGCUACGCGCCUCAAGCACCGCCGCCUCUUCUCAGUUCUCGCAGCCCUCCUUCUCCACCCUCAGCCUGCCCGCACCAGUGGCAGCGCAGCAGCCCGAAGUGGCACCGGCUCCUGCCCCCGCGGCCUCUGCCCCCGCUCCCUCGUCGGCCCCCGCCAACAGCGCCGGGGUCCUUGCAGACGCGGCUGUGGCGGCGCCUGCGGCGGUCACGGUGGCGGUGCCGGUUGGCAGCAGUGGCGCUGCCGUGUCCGCGCAGGCGGCCGCUGUGCAGCCCACUGGCAGCGAUGCCUCUGCUGGCGCCUCAGCACUGACCGCGCCGCAGCCACAGCCUGUGCCGGCGGCGAUGCAGCGCGAGCCUGUGCCGCAGGCGGCGCCGCAGGCGGCGCCGCAGGCGGCGCCGCAGGCGCUGCAGCUGCCUCCCCUGGCUGCCAUGACGGAGGAGGAGUUGAUGGCGCUGGAGGGGAGCGGCGAGACGUGCGGUGAGGAAGGUGUCUCCGCCUCCCCAGGCCGUUUCUACGACCCGGCCCAUUUUGCGCCGCCUGCCGUUGUGGAGGGCGCCGAGCAGCUCUCGCCCUCCAACAGCCGCACCCGCAGCGGCGAUGCCGCGCCCGCCCGCACGCCCGGUUCAGCCACAGCCACGCCCUCGGCAGCUGCCGUCCGUGCCCGCUUGCCGAAUAGCGCCACGACGGGCCGGCGGCCACAGGCCGGCGCGGCGCAGCGCAGCCCGCCGCCCUCAGCCGUGAAGCUGAAGCCUUCACCCGCGGUGGCGGCGGUGGUGGCUCGGGGCUCUGCCAGCAAGCCCACGCCACGGCCGGGCGCCGCCACGACACCGAGCCGCCCCGCCGGCGGGGCCUCUGCGGCCAAGGCAACCCCUCGCAGCGCCGCCGCCGCUGCCGCCGCUGCAGCCACGGCCGGCAGCGCCACUGCUGCUGCGCGGCGCCUCAGCGCCGCUGGCGGCACCAAGGUGGCGGCCGCGGCGCCUGCUGCAGUGGAGCCGAAGAAGGCCGCAGCUGCAGCCGGUGUUGGCAACGUGACGCCCUUCCUGCUGAAGCGCGUGCGGCCCGUGACCGCUGAGUCACCGCCAGUGACGCCCUUCUCGGCUAUGAAGGCCCCGCCGCCCGUGCCUGCCAAUGACCUGCCGCCUCCUGCGCUGGGGUCCCUCGGCAGCGCUGGGCGCCCGCAGGGCCGCACCUCGCUAGCGCCGCCGGUGGCGGCGGCGGCGGCUUCUCCGGCUGCUGGCGAUGCAAAAGCCUGGGCCGCUGGCGCCGCGGUGGCGGCGAAGGCGGUCCCGCCCGCGGCAGCCGUUGGUGUGACAACUCGGCGGACCUCGGUCCAUCAGCAGCUUAAGCAGCCGGCCCAGCCUCAGCAGCGUGGCCAGCCGGCCAAGCAAGCAAAGCAGCCCGUGGCUGAGCCUGCUCCGGCUCGCGCGGCCGCUGCACCCUUGCCUGCCGCCAAGCCUGCUGCUCCUGCACCGGCACCUGCCGCCAAGCAGCCCGCGGCUGCCACCGGUGCGGCUGCUGCCACCGCUGCUGCCGCCCGCCGCCAGUCGGCAACUGGAAACCGGCCUGGUGCCGGUGCAAAGGCUGCCACUGCUGCCGCCGCCACCAUCAAAGCUGCUGCUCCUGCCGCAGCUGCGCCGCCCAAGGCUGCGGUGCCCGCCACAGGCGCUGCAGCGGCUACCACGCGCCGCGCUUCUGCUGCUGGCACCCAGCCGGCCGCGGACACCAAGACGGCCGCGGCUGCGCCCAAGCGCGCCACCGCUGCGCCUGGUAGCGCAGCUGGAGCAGCAGCUGCUGCUGCGACUGCGGCUGCGGCUGACACCCGCGUGAUCCUCACGCGCAAGGGCCCCGCUGCUGGCGUCACCGGCACCAGCGGCCGCUACGGCCGGACAACCGCCGCGGCGCCCACGGCUGCCGCCAAGGCCGCGGACAAGGGCGCCGCAGCCGACGGCGGCCAGCCUCCCAGCCCCGCCAAGCUGCCGCCGUCCAAGCGGCCAUCUGCUGCCGCCCGCAACGCCGUCUCGCCCUCCAAGCGGCCCCGCCAGGAAGCCGGCAAGGCCAAGACGGCCGCAGCAGCCGACGCAGCCGGCGGCGGCGCAGCGGCGGCGGCCGCAAUCGCAGCCGCUGCGGCCAAGGUGCUGUCGCCGAACCCGGCCCUGGCGUUCAGCCCCGGCUCCGUCAGCCCAGUGGCCCGCGGCGCGCGCCGCCCGUCGCCGGUGAGCGGCGGUAGCCGCCGCCGCCCCGGCAGCGGGAGGGUCGGCGGGCGCUCCACCAGCGCGCCCCGCAUCUCCCCUGGGGCAGCAGCAGCCUCGGGGCGGGGCUCUGCCCCGCCCCGCCCGCCCGCGGCGCCGGCAGUUGCGGCCAUGGCCUCUCCCGCUGUGGAGGCUGCCGCCCCGGCGGCGGCGCCGAAGCCCGUGCCAGCGCUGCCCAUCGCCGCUGUGAUCGGGUCAGCCGGGUGCUUGACGCCGGUCAAGCGGACGCCUUCAGCUGUGAUCACCAAGUCGCCCGCUGGCGGCAGCAACGCCGCCACCCCGCCGCCGCGCCGCGCCUCCGCCACCACCGCCGCCGUGGGUGCGGACCUGGUGCCGCUACUGCAGCAGCCGGCGUCGGCGCGUGGCCCGCCCUCGGCCCGGCGGCAGUCCGGUGCCGGGACGCCCACGGCCGCCGCCCGGCCAUCACCCAGCCGAGUGAUUAUGGCGGCAAGCCCCAUCUCCGCCCCACCUUCGGCGACGAAGCCGGCGUCGGCUGCAAGGGCUGCUGAGCUGAUGACAGGAGCUGCAGCGGCUGUGGCAAAGGCGGGUUCUGCUGUGGCGGAGGCAGUCCCGGCAGCUGCGGUGGAGUCGCUGGCGUCCGUGGCCGAGGCAGCCGGCGGGCAGGGCAUGGCGGCGCCCCAGGUACGGCGGGACUCUGCCACCGGCCCUGGGCCGGCACCCAACGCGGCUGGUGCGAAGCGUGUUGUCGCCGCCGCUGCGGCGGCCAAGGCCGGUGCGCAGACCGCUCGCGGCGCCGUCUCAGCGCGGCCCGAGGGCGUGCACAAGCCCGCAGCGGCAGCUGCCGCAGGCGCGCCACGCGGCGCCGUGUCUGCGCGGCCUGACGGCAUCCACAAGCCCGCGGCAGCUGCGGUGGGCGAGGCUGCGCCCGCCAGCCGCCGCGACAGCGCCCACGGCAGCACCAGGCCCGGUGCUGCUGGCGCUGCUACUGCGGCGGCGGCGCCGCCGCCGCGCCCCUCAGACGCUCACGAGGCCGCGCGCAAGGCGGAGCAGGAGCGCGUCAACCGCCGCAAGGAGUAUGCGGCGCUGCUGGGGCGCCAGCCGCACGCCGGCGCGGCCGCGCCAGCAGCUGCGGCCGCCGUCAGGCCGGCGGCAGGCGCUGCGGCCAAAGCAGCCGCGACUGCAGCCCGAGGCAAGGCGGCGGUCGCCCCGGCCGCGGCCGCGAAGCCGGGUGCGCGCACAGCUGCUGCGGCCGGGGCCGGCGCACGCAAGCCGGGUGUGGUGGCGGCGGCGGCGGCCAAGGGUACUGCGUCGGGCGCUGUGGCGAUGAGCCCGGUCGCGGGGGCGGGGGCUGCGGCGGCAAGUGCUGAGGACAUGGAGAUUACACCGAAGAGGCCGCAGGACCUGAGCUGGCUGGUGGACGCCUCGCCCUACACCUCCCUGGCGGCCGCGCCCGGAGACAUGCAGGGCGCCCUGGAGGCUACACUGGGCACUCCCGGCACCGGCCUGGGACUGGGACUGGGCAUGGGCUUUGCGGGCUUUGGCAGCGCCUUCGGCGGCGACGGCGCCGCGGCCGAGGACGGCGCCGCGGUGCCCGCUUCGCCGGUCGCGUUCGGCGGCUUUGGUGGCUUUGGCGGCUUUGGCGGCUUCGGAGAUGCUGCCGGUGCGCCUGGCGGCGAUGUCACGCCGCCGCCCAUCGGCAAGGCUGCCGGCGCCGCGGGUGGGGCGGCCGGCAGUGCUGCCGUGGGCGGCUUUGGUGGUUUCGGCAGCGCUGGCGGCCCCGUGCCCAUGUUCAGCCCGAUCCUGGGCGCAGUGGCGGCGGCGGGUGCUACUGCCGGCGCUGCGGCGGCGGAGCCGGGGGCGGCUGCCGCGGACAGCGACAAGGCCACCCCCACACUGUUCGGACGUGCGCCAGGCACGUACGUUGCUGGUGCGGAGGCUGGAGCAGGCGUGGGUGUGGGUGUGGGUGUGGGUGUGGAGGCGCCCGGCAGCACGCUGACGAGCCGCAGCGGUAUGGCCGGCGGCGUCGUGCCCAUGCUGACGCCUGGGCCCGGCAUGUUUCCCUUCGCCCAGGCGGCCGCGCGGCCUCCCGCCGGCCCGUCCAACCACGUGGCCAACCACGGACCCACAGCAGCUGGCCCCGCCGCAGCCGCAGCCGCCCCCGCGCCGCCGGCCAACCUGUUCCCCUACGCCAAGCUGCGCUUCUCCUGGGACCCCAACUCGGCGCCCGGCAUGACGCCGCCGCCUGCGGCUGCGGCCGCGGGCGGCGCCGCCGCCGCCGCCAUGGCCAUCACCCCUGGGCUCGCCGUCAGCGGUAUCUCGGGCCUCAUCGCGCCCCUGCGUGAACACGGCGGCGCUGGAGGCGGUGAUGCGGGUGCGGCCGGAGGCGUGGCGCCCAUGCCGCUGGGAGACAACACCCCCAUCAGCCGCCCCUUCGCCGGCAGCUUCGGGGGCUUCGGCUCCGCCUUCGGCGGCGGCCAUGCCGCGGCCGAUGUGGUGGCGGCGGCGGCAGCCAUUGACUUUGCCGCUGCAGGCAGCAGCGGGGUGGAUGCGGCGAUGCCGGUCGACGGCUCUGACCUCGCCACCGAUGACGGUUUGGCGGCGGCGGUGCCGCAGCCCGUCAAGUGCGCCUCUCCGGACGCGCCAGCGGACCCGUUCGCCUUCGCGGCGCCCAGUGGCGGUGCCGCAGGCAGCUCUGCCGUCAGUGGCUUCGGCGCCGCAGCUGCCGCCAUCGACGCCGCAGGCGCGGGCGGCGCUGCUACUGCUGCCGCAAAUAAUGGUGGCGUGAUGGUGUUUGGCGGCGGCGGCAACGUUCGCACUGUGAGGGCGGGCGGCGGUGGCGGCGCUGCGGCGGCGGGCGGCCCGGGUGCCUCUGUCAUGAUGGACAGUUUUGAUGCGCUGCGGCUGUCCAGCAUGUCCAACUGGCCCAUGAAGCUGCGGGGGCAGUUCGCAGGCGGCGAGGGCGACGGCGCUGCGGCGGAGCAGCAGUAGCGCUGGCGCGGGCCGCGCGUAGGGAAUGAGCGGUACUAGGGAGGGGGUGAAUGAGGCAGGCGGCAGCUAUGGCUGAAUAAUGUGGGGAAAGCAGUAGAACAGUAUCCGCUGGUGGAGGAUGGGCUGGAUAGCUAGUGCUGCGUGCCGCUGUGGCAGGGCUGCUAUUAAGGAGAGCGAGGGAAUGCCGGGUGUUGUGUGCAAGCGCUGGCAGCAGGCCCUAUGGCAGGAGGAACCGGGGGUGGACUACUUAUGCCCGACCACCCGAGGUACGAUGUCGCCACAGCCGGCGUAUGCGUACGCGCUGUUUGAUGACAGAGUUCGAGAGACGGCAAGGCAACAAUAAUUAGAAUCGA
Messenger RNA from Chlamydomonas reinhardtii, 7036 nucleotides. RefSeq lists its product as uncharacterized. The transcript has 3 exons. Bases 288 to 6683 code for a protein of 2131 amino acids. The record is from RefSeq and is a predicted model, not a curated record. NCBI's taxonomy places the organism in Eukaryota, Viridiplantae, Chlorophyta, Chlorophyceae, Chlamydomonadales, Chlamydomonadaceae.